AUGAUCUCCCUUCUGCCUAUCCUGUGCGCGCUGGGCUUGCUCGUCUCGCCUAGCGCCGCUCACCCCGCGACCAACUUUAACAAGGCCAUCACCCGCGUCCAGCCUAUGUCCCACGCUUCCCUCGCCACUCGUGGCCGUGUCCACGCCAACAUGACCUCGUGGGCUGCCACUGAUGUGAUCCCCGCCGCCAACGCGACCGGCUCGCUCGACAAGCGGGGCACCAGGUGGGGCAAGUACAAGUCCUACUCCGGGGACGCGUUCAUGGACGAGAGUCUGUGGGACUACUGGACGCGCGACGACCCGACCCACGGCAAGGUCAACUACGUCUCGCUCUCUCAGGCUCGCGAGCACGGACUGGUCGGCAUCAACCCCGAGGGGCAGUUCAUCAUGGCCGCCUCCUCAACGAGCACCUCUGAGCGCGGCCGUGAUUCGCUUCGUAUCCACUCCCGCGAGCGUUUCUCCAACUACCUGGUCAUCCUGGACCUCCACCACAUGCCAGUCGGCAAGGGCGCCUGGCCUGCCUUCUGGUCGAACGGCGACGCCUCUAUCCGCGGUUGGCCCGACUGCGGUGAGAUUGACAUCCUCGAGGGCGUGCACGACAGCGGCCAGAACCAGUUCACCAUCCACACGGCGCGCGAUGGCUCGUGCCGCCUCAAUCCCUCCAGUGACCGCUUCAAGUACACGGGCACCUUUGCGGCGCACCAGGAGAAUGGCGCCUGUGACGGUAACCUCGGGUGCAGCGUUCGCAACGCCGACGAGAGGGGGUGGGGCACGCCGCUGAACCAGCACCAGGGCGGAUAUUUCGUUGCCGAGUUCAGUCCCCGCGGUGUUUACCACUGGUUCUAUCUCCGCCAGGACUGGCCUGAGAGUCUCAGGUCCCUUCCCGACCAGAUCGACACGGACGUCUUCGGCGUACCCCUCGCUGCGUUUGGCGGUGACGGCUGCGACGUCGGCAAGCACUUCACCCCGCAGCAGUUCAUCUUCGACAUUACGUUCUGCGGCGACUGGCUCGCCAAGGAGUGGGCUGGAGACAACGACGAGCAGAGGCGCGCCCAGUGUGAGGGCUUCGUCAUGGACCGCAACAACGACGCCAAGUUUAGGGACGCGUACUGGGCCAUCAACAGUAUGGUCGUUUACACCGAGUGA
Messenger RNA from Trichosporon asahii var. asahii CBS 2479, 1146 nucleotides. RefSeq names its product mixed-linked glucanase. The record is from RefSeq and is a predicted model, not a curated record. Gene Ontology annotation, biological process: glucan catabolic process. Bases 1 to 1146 code for a protein of 381 amino acids. Gene Ontology annotation, molecular function: hydrolase activity, hydrolyzing O-glycosyl compounds. The transcript has 2 exons. Lineage: Eukaryota; Fungi; Basidiomycota; Tremellomycetes; Trichosporonales; Trichosporonaceae.